AUGCCUACAAAAGUUCCUCGAGAUGAAGAACAACGACAAUUAAAAGAACUUGAACGCGAAAUACAUUAUCAUGAACAAGUGGAAAGUAUGAAAGAAAAUAAUCAUCAUCAUCCUCAUGUUCAUCAUCAUUCAAUAAAUAAAAAAGCAACACCAAUCAACGACAUUAAAAUUCCGAAAAAACGUGGUCCCAAAAAGAAACAAAUGACACCGGCACGAGUUGCUCGUUUCAAAGUUCGCCGUAUCAAAGCCAAUGGUCGCGAACGUGAACGUAUGAAAGGUCUCAACGAACAAUUGGAAGUCUUACGUGAGACAAUUCCAUGUUUUUCAUUAUCACAAAAAUUAUCAAAAAUUGAAACAUUACGAUUAGCAAGAAAUUAUAUUGAAGCAUUAGGUGAAAUUGUUCAGAGUGAUCAAAUUCCAGAUAAUACACAUUUUGCUCAAUUGUUAUGCAAAGGUUUAUCACCUAAUACAAUGAAUCUAGUUGCAGCAACACUUUGUUUAAAUCCUCGUGUACUGCAACAACAGCAGCAGCAACAACAACAUGGAAGUCCCUAUCCGGCAAAUAUGGUUACCAUGGAUGAAACUUAUAUGCUAUCAUCAAUGCAUCCAAGAGUACGAAAUCCAUUAGAAUUUAUUAAUCUUAAGAAAGGCAAUCAACAACCAAGAAUAGCAAAAACUCAAAAUAAUUUAACAAGUGAAAGUGAAGACGAUGCUAUGAUAUGUAGUUCAAGUAGUUUUGAUCAAACAUCAUCCUAUGGCAACGAUGCGACAAAUAGCAGUAUGGAUGAAAUAAGUCCUAAUGGACAUUUAAUUUUGCCAGGAUCUUCACAAGGAUUUCAAAAUGAAUUCUAUGUGGAAGAACAACAUUUUCUGUUAAAUAAUCAACAAUUUUAUCCUCCUCCACCACCACCACCACCACCACCAAUGGUGUCACAACAUCAUCAUCACAAUUUUUAUUAUCCGACACACUUUUGA
Molecule: messenger RNA, 975 nt
Organism: Rotaria socialis
Lineage: Eukaryota; Metazoa; Rotifera; Eurotatoria; Philodinida; Philodinidae
Source: the annotation of a GenBank genome assembly